AGAGUCCGUGGCUAUGAUGGGCCCAGUUCUAGAUGAUCAUCGGGACGUGCAGCAUCGACCUCGUGCUUUUUCCUCUGCGCCAUCUCCUUCUUCCUAGAACGACCCUUCCACCCUUGACUUCAACCUCCGUCACUUCACCUCGUCCCAGAACUACGAUUAAUCAUUUUUUCGCUAAAUCCCCUUUCUUCUUUAUUUUUUUCAAUUUGCCGAAAUUUUUUCUUAAUUUUUACAUUUCCCCAUUUUUGAAAAAUUAGGCUAAAAUUAUUUUUUUCACUGCCUCCAUGGGGACUCUCGUCAGGCUAUUUCCUAUUAAUUUUAUAUACAGCGUAUACUUUUUCUAAAUCACAUUUUUUUUCUUUUUUUUUUAUCUCAUCCACUUUCAUCUCCCUCCACCUCUCAUACUAAAUCUGGACCAUCUAAUCUCCUAACCUUUAAGACUUUCCCUUUCGACUGGCUCGUACGCUCGUAACGGACCAACGCCUCCCGAUCCUCGAACCAGCCGACAGUGUCCUUCGUUCAAAUCCAUUUGACUCGUCCUGCGGAAGGACGAGGUGCUCGAGGUUCUUCGAUUAGUGUUAUACUUAUCAACACGAAAGGAAGAGCUAGUAAUGGAUUUGUAGUGUAACAUAAUCGCCAGCAUCGAAUUCCCGUAUUUUCUCACUCGCGCCAUUCCUUCAAUGAACGGUAGCAGCGUGCCAAUUGUUAACGAGAUGUCAAACAUCUAUAAUAAUUCCGUAGUUCGGUUCUACCAUCAUGUGUUCCACGAGAUAGCCGACCCUAGGACCAGAGACUGGUUUCUGAUGUCUUCUCCGGUACCCGGUGCCAGUAUAAUGAUUGGUUAUCUCUAUUUCGUCCUCUCCUGGGGACCACGGCAUAUGGAACAUCGAAAACCUUAUCAGCUCAAUAAUAUUCUAGUCCUUUAUAACUUCCUUCAGGUCAUCCUCAGCGUCUGGCUCUUUUACGAGGGCCUCGACGCCGCUUGGCUCAGGAAGUACAGCUGGAAAUGCGAACCAGUUGAUUAUUCCAAUACGCCAGAUGCCCUUAGGGUUGCUCGAGGUGUCUAUAUAUACUUCUUGGCGAAGAUAUCCGAACUCCUGGAUACUGUCUUCUUUGUCUUGCGCAAGAAGGAGAGGCAGAUCACUUUUCUCCAUAUGUAUCAUCACACUGUGAUGCCUUUGAUUUCUUGGGGUGCCACCAAGUACUAUCCUGGUGGACAUGGUACCUUCAUAGGAGUGAUAAACAGCUUCGUUCAUAUUGUUAUGUACACUUACUACCUUCUGGCCGCUAUGCUACCUCAGUACCAGAAGUACUUCUGGUGGAAGAAAUAUAUCACGACCUUGCAGAUGGGACAAUUUUGCCUCGCCUUUCUGCACAGCUUUCAGCUCUUGAUCUAUGACUGUGAAUAUCCGAGAUGGUCGCUCAUUCUCAUCUUACCCAACGUGAUGUUCUUUUAUUUCCUGUUCUCUGAUUUUUACAACAAAGCAUACAGUUACGGUAGCUCCGCGAAGAAAAUCAAACCGUCGGGACCGCCGAUGAGUUCCAGGACGCAACAGGAGCAGCAAACUAAUACAAUCCCUUCGGAGGAGGACGGGACGAAGGAACAAAACUCAAAGAGGUCGUCGAACGAAAAAAUUCAAAAUGGAAGAUCGAAGAAGGAUUAACGGAUGUCUGAACGACGGUGGCCAGUGAAACGAGAAGGCUGGAGGGGAAAAAAAGCAGAACUAAAAAAAAAGAUCAGCAAGGGAGCGAAGCGACAGGGCGUAAGACAUUACGAGAAGGUGUAUCGAUCGAGAGAGACUCGAAGUUUGUAUGGAAAAAUCGUGACGUCACGUACUGACAAGUGGCUCCAUCUUGGCCUGAGAAUCUUUCGAGAACUAACAGGAUACGUUCAGGUGACAGCGUCACUAACGAUAAGUAUCGCGCGAGCUACGUCUCUCUCAAUUUUAUCACGAGGUAGACAAAGACGUCAAGAACAAAGGGACAAGUUAGUGUAUUACGAGGAGUGUGAACACAGUUGCAAGUUCAUUCUAUAAAUCGAAGUCGAGUAACGGGCGUGCAAAUGAAUCAGGACAUGGCUUACUGUUUGGUGAAAUAAUUAAUCCUCGUCAGUAUUGACUUAAGCGUCUUACAGCCCCUUGUCAUAGAUGGCGUCACGAUUCGCGGUAACUUCGGCAGCACAUGACGUCAUAACCCCUUGUUCAAGGAAGCAGCAUAAUUUGCUCAAAGUUUCAAGCAAACUUCGAGAUCCGGGACACGCACGUUCACGUCUCGAAGAUUUGCUCGUGUACGUCUACCGAUUUUUUUUUUAAUAAUUAUUAAUUAAUCAGAUCGCUUCCAAAUGAUCAUCCGGAUCGGGGAUCGAUUAGCAUUAAGUAUCGUAUAGUUUAGUCCUGGACAUUAGUUUCUCAUAGAAUAUCAUAGGAUCGGCCGGUUUCAUCGCGUCAUGACGGAAUGUUUGGUAUAUAUACAAAUUAAUGAAAAAAAGUCAAUAUACUCGUAGCAACAAGAAAGAAAGUUAAUUUGACCAUAUGAAGUAAAAAAUUAUUAAUAUUGUUAAAUAGUGAAAGAAAAUUAACGGUCGGUCGUAUAGAUUUAUUAUACCGAAAGGGGGAGGGCUCCCGAUGAAACGAAUCAAGCCCAAAGAUCAUGGCUUUAAUGACUUUAAUGGCUUUAAUUAUCGUCCCGUGUGCGAUAUCGCUUUAGCCGAAUUCAACGAGCGGCCUAAGAAUUUUAUAUUUACUUUAGGUUAACUUCUAUCUUCCUUCUCCCUUUUAGUAAUUAUAUGCAUAGUGUAACUAGUACGUAGAUGCGUAUAAAUAUAUACAGAAUCUUUACGUGAAUUCUCGAUGACGUCGGUAAAGUAGAAAAUACGGUGUAAAUAACAGUUACGUUUAACUUUCGUUGUUGCAUAGUUUAUUCGACGUAAUAGUACUGAAAAAUAUAAUACACACAUGCUGUCGUUAAAGUUUUUGAAAUAACCCGAUACGAGUAUAAUGCAUAAUCAGCGUGUUUUCAAAAUCAAUCAAUGUUGUUAAUUGAAACGAAAAAAAAAAAAGAAAGAAAAUCUAACCAACCUAUGUUCCAUACUUCGUAAGAAAUAAUGUUAAAGUGAAAAAUAAUUAUACAUACAAUGUACAAGUGGAGCGAGAGAGUGAUAGAAUGUAAUUGUAAGUAAUUUCCGUGUGUUACGUGCAUCUGAUUAAUGGAGUGGAAGAUGGGAAAAACAAAAUUCGCUGAAUUCAACUUAGCUUCGUAUCGUAUUCACCUUUUGUAUCAUACAAUGAAUAUACAUAACUAUUGUACUGUACAAUAAACUGUACCGACAGAG
Messenger RNA from Cephus cinctus (wheat stem sawfly), 3328 nucleotides. RefSeq names its product elongation of very long chain fatty acids protein AAEL008004 (gene sit). Gene Ontology annotation, biological process: sphingolipid biosynthetic process; very long-chain fatty acid biosynthetic process; fatty acid elongation, saturated fatty acid. Gene Ontology annotation, molecular function: fatty acid elongase activity. The record is from RefSeq and is a predicted model, not a curated record. Gene Ontology annotation, cellular component: endoplasmic reticulum membrane. Bases 678 to 1661 code for a protein of 327 amino acids. Lineage: Eukaryota; Metazoa; Arthropoda; Insecta; Hymenoptera; Cephidae. The transcript has 6 exons.